Molecule: messenger RNA, 1574 nt
Organism: Lampris incognitus (smalleye Pacific opah)
Lineage: Eukaryota; Metazoa; Chordata; Actinopteri; Lampriformes; Lampridae
Gene: tnfrsf1a
Product: tumor necrosis factor receptor superfamily, member 1a
Exons: 10
Coding region: 198-1406 (402 amino acids)
Biological process (GO): inflammatory response; signal transduction
Cellular component (GO): membrane raft; mitochondrion; signaling receptor complex
Molecular function (GO): tumor necrosis factor binding; tumor necrosis factor receptor activity
Source: RefSeq, a predicted model, not a curated record
CCGCCGCACGCGUCGCCCGCCACUCAGCGCAACGCAGACCUCGCGCAACCCCGCGGCGACGCGCCGAACCCGAGGAGGAGGCGGCGGCGGCGGCACAGACCCGCUUUUUGAACGACCGUCCGGACCCCGAACACGAACCGCACAGACGAGAUAAGAUCGAGGUAGCCUCAGAUGGAGUGAGCGAAAGCUAGAAGAGAAUGGAGGGGAUUAACCUCGGAGGAAAGUGGAAGAAGAAAGCCUACGUUAGCGUUUUGCUGCUGUGCAUGUCCGUCCACGCCUUUGGUUUACCAUCACCAGCAUCUUUAGUGAGGGUGGAGUGCCCCCAUGGGGACUACAGCACGGCCAAUGGAAUAUGCUGUAACAUGUGUCCUGCAGGCUUCAAGUGGGGGGCCGACUGUACUGCCAUCGGUCUGAGGACCAAAUGUCUGCGCUGCCCUCAGGGGGAGUACAGAGAUCAGUUGAACUACGCCCCCAACUGUAGACGUUGUAAACGAUGCAAAAAAUUUGAGGAGGUGGUAUCAGAGUGUAGCGGCUCCCAUAACACCAUCUGCCGCUGCAAAGAGGGUCUCUACAAAAUGAGCAUAGACUCAGAAACAUACCAGUGUCUCAAAUGUUCAACAUGUGGGCCCGGGAAGACACAAACUCAGAAAUGUACACCUGAGCACGACACUGUGUGUGUAUGUGAGAAAGACUACUUCGAAGUCAAAAACAAGUGUCUACCAUGCAAGAAUUGCACAUCUGACUGCAGUAACUGCCCAACAGUUCAUGACGUUAAAAACCCUGCUAAGAGUGAGGAUCCUACUGUUAAAAUAUUGGUCGGCGGCGUGCUAUUCCUGUUGGUCCUGAUGGUCUUCUUCACCUACAAAGUCUCAAUGCUGUGUAUCAACAGGAGAAUGAACGACUCCUCAAUCCAGCCUAAAACCUCCCCAGAAUCAACUGAGACCUUGAUCCUUACUGAGAGUCCCACCGUUGAUGACUACGACAAGUGUGUUCCCAAAAGCCCGGUGUGUGAAUCAGAGCCAACCAACCUACCCGACUGCAUCCCGCUGGAGAUAAAGAUCCCUGACCUGAUCUACACAGUCCUAGAUCUGGUGCCCGUGCCUCAGAUGAAGCAGCUGAUACGGUCUCUGGGUGUCACAGAUAUUGAGAUUGAGCGGGCAGAGUCUGACCACCGGGCCUGCAGGGAGGCUCACUAUCAGAUGCUGAGGUUGUGGGCCGAGAGAGGGUCACGGUCAGGGGGAGGAGGAGGAGGAGGAGGAGGAAGAGCAAAUGGAGGCCCAGUACGGGGUGGGGUGCUGCACCAGCCCUUGCUGCAGGAAUUGCUGGACACACUCAAGGAGAUAAACCUGGGAGGUGUGACGGAGGAGCUGGAAAUUAAGUAUGGCAUUCAGCGAGGACACGUUUAAGACAGUCAGCAGUUGCACACAGGCAUAUGCUAUAUUAAUCUCCUGUACCAUUGAUAUUGUUGUUGCUCGAUGCUUCAAACACAGACAGCCUCUCAUAAUCUCUCAUACUUGCUGUCUCUUUCUCACUGAUAGAGAGUAUUUGUGUGUGUGUGUAUGUGCGUAUGUGUG